AUGGGAAUUGGAUUUAGUGCUUCGCUUGCAUUGCACUUGAUAGAGGAGGACCAGGAAGAACAAGAGAGGGCAGCUCGUGAUGUAAGAUGGCACAGACGACGAACAGUUAGAUCCCGCCGAUACCCAACACACCGGGUGUAUCGUCCCAGGCAAAGUUACUUGGGAAUGACUGAGGAACAGUGUCUUCAGCAGCUCAGCCUUAGCCGGGAGGCUGUGACAGAAUUAUGUCAUCUAUUGAAUGAGGAUCUGCAAGCUCAAUCUACUAUCAGUACAGCACUGCCAGUGGCUGUGAAAGUCACUACAGCCCUGAACUUCUAUGCUGUCGGGUCAUUUCAGGCAAGCACUGGUAACAUUUGCAGUGUCAGUCAGUUUGCUGUACACAGAUCCAUCACAGAAGUUACACAUGCGUUAUUCUCCAGGGCUGACAAUUUCAUUUCUUUUCCUAUAGAUGAACAACAUCAACAGCAAAGGGCAACACAUUUCUUCAGGGUUGCUGGCUUUCCAAAAGUACAGGGUGUCAUUGGUUGCAUGUGUGUUGCUAUUCGGGCACCUGUGCAUGAUGCAAUGGCCUAUAUGAAUCAUAAAGGCUUUUACUCCAUCAAUGUGCAGUUGGUUAGUGAUCAUCAGCACAGAAUUAUGCAGGUUAAUGCCCACUUCCCAGGAAGCUCACAUAGUGCAUUUAUUUUAAGGCAAUCCUCAGUGCCAGCGUUAUUUGAAGGAGAAGGAAGCCUGGAAGGUUGGCUGCUGGGUGACAAAGAAUACCCGGUCCAACCUUGGCUGAUGACCCCUUUGAGACAUCCAAGAACAGAAGCAGAGCAUAGGUACAAUGAAGCACAUUCAAAAACAAGGAUUACUGUUGAACGUACAAUUGGGAUUCUGAAGCAGCGCUUUCGAUGCCUCGAUCGUUCAAGAGGUGCCUUACAGUACAGUCCCCACAAGGUCUCAAGAAUGAUCAUUGCCUGUUGUAUUUUGCACAAUUUUGCUCUCCAAAGAGGCCUCACAAUGGAGGAAGAACAGAAUGAAGAAUCUAUGGUAGAGCAAGAGUCUGAAAGUGAUGAUGAAGAAUCAGUUGAAAGAACAACAGUCCAACAGGGAAGAUUGAUGCGUCAGGCACUAAUACUUGAUGCCUUUGAGUAA
Molecule: messenger RNA, 1137 nt
Organism: Hemiscyllium ocellatum (epaulette shark)
Lineage: Eukaryota; Metazoa; Chordata; Chondrichthyes; Orectolobiformes; Hemiscylliidae
Product: putative nuclease HARBI1
Exons: 1
Coding region: 1-1137 (378 amino acids)
Source: RefSeq, a predicted model, not a curated record